CCUCGCCGCCGUGCAAAGCGGGCGAAGCCAUAUUGAUGUUUGCGUGCGUUGUGUAGUGCCGCCAGAAUGGCUGACAACGACAUAGAUUUAUACGCCGACGAUAUAGAUCAAGAUUUCGUGCAGGAUGAAUUCGCUGGCGACAAUGUAGAUUUGUACGACGAUGUGAUAUCCACGCCGGCCGCGGGCGGCAACAACUCGGAUGGGUUAGAUUCACAACAGCCAACAUCAAAUACAAACCCUGAGGACACCAAUGGCUCUGUGUAUCCAUCACAAGGUAACAAUAUUACGCCAAAUACACUGGGAAGAAGGCAUCAGCUUUAUGUUGGAAAUCUGUCAUGGUGGACUACUGAUCAAGAUAUUAUAAAUGCAGUCCGCGAGAUUGGAGUGUCGGAUUUCAAUGAAGUAAAGUUCUUUGAGCAUCGGCCGAAUGGGCAAUCCAAAGGCUUUUGUGUUAUUUCGAUGGGGUCGGAAAAUAGCAUGCGAAUGUGCAUGGACAACCUUCCUAAACUUCAAAUACAUAACCAGAAUCCCGUUGUAACUUUGCCAACAAAACAGGCAUUAAGUACAUUUGAAAGUCAGUCAAAAACUCGUCCCACUCCACCUAAUAACAACGGCCCUCGAGGCUCCCAUCCCGGCCAAGCUAACCAUCCUAUUUCCUCAGGUCCCCAUCAAAGCUACCAGCCCCGAAUGCAAAUGAACUCCCCGGCACGCGGUGGUCCUAUGAACCACGGCAUGCAAGGGCCUGGUCCGAACGGCCCACGCAUGCAAGGCCCUCCUCCAGGGUUUAAUGGACCUCCACAGAUGAAUCAGAACAACAUGCGCUUCCAACAGCCUCAAUGGAAUGGUCCUAGGCCGAAUGGACCCGGACCAAACAUGGGCCCAAUGCGACCGCCAGGUCCAGGUGGCCCACAAGGACCGCCCGGGAGACCUAUGUUCCAGGGACCACCUCAAGGAAUGCAGGGUCCUCCACGAGGCAUGUCUAACCAAGGCCCACCGCAAGGACCACCAAGACCCGACUGGAAUAGACCACCAAUGAACCAAGGUUUCCCACAGCAAGGUCCACCAAACAUGCAAGGACCUGGCCCAAAUAUGGGACCACGUGGUCCACCAAUGGGCGGUCCGCCGAACGGGCCCCCUCAAGGUCCGAAUCAAGGCCCAGCACCUCAUGUAAAUCCAGCAUUCUUCAACCAAGGUGGACCACCACCAAACAUGGGUCAUCCUAUGCAAGGAGGUCCUCCAGGAAUGCCUCCACAUCAUGGCAUGCAACAGGGACCGCAUGGACCUCAUGGUGGCCCAAUGGGCCCGAAUAAUGGUCCUCCUCCAGGCGGGCAUUACGGUCCACCUUCGAAUAUGGCGCCUCCGUAUGGAAGUGGUCCCCAGCAAAGCGACCAUCGUAAUGAUAUGCCACCAAUUAGCGAUCAAGAAUUUGAGGAUAUAAUGGCACGCAACCGCACGGUUUCUAGUUCGGCAAUUGCGAGGGCAGUUUCAGACGCUGCCGCAGGCGAGUACGCCAGUGCGAUUGAAACAUUAGUUACGGCUAUUUCUCUCAUCAAACAGUCGAAGGUGGCCAACGACGACAGAUGUAAAAUUUUAAUUACAUCCUUACAGGACACGCUACGCGGCGUCGAGGAUAAGAGUUAUAGCUCUGGUCGCAGGGAUAGAUCACGCUCGCGAGAGAGGUCACAUCGUCGUGGCAGACGCGAGCGAUCGUCUUCGAGAUAUCGCGAGCGGAGUCGGGAACGGGAACGCGAUCGGGAUAGGGAUCGCGACCGAGAUCGUUAUUAUGCCGACAAUUACAGAGAACGUGACAGGGAGAGGGAUAGAUCUCGAAGCCGAGGUGGCGAACGUGAAAGAGAGCGUGAGCGCGACUAUCGUGACCGGGAAACUGACGACAGGGUGUCUCGACCAAGAAAUAAGUCACCACCCGAUGGUGCUGAAGCAGCGGGCGAUUCGUCAAAGUCGCGGUAUUAUGAAGAACGAUACCGUGAUCGCACCGAAUCCGGACGUGCACGCGAAAGCGAUCGCGACAGAGAUCGUGAACGUGAUCGUCGUGACGAAACUCAUAGAUCUAGACAUUAAAAACCUAUCAUUUUAAAACAUUCGAGUAUCUACAAUUAUUUUUAUGUAUUGUAGUUAAUUUGCGUUUCAACUAUACGACUAGGUGUUAACUUUGCACGUCGAUUAUGGACUUCAAUCAUUACGUUGACAAACGAGAAGCGAUCGGAGCAGACCGACGACAAUGAAGUGGAGCAAAGAAGAUUGUAUGUUAUAUGAUAAAAAUUGCGUGCAAAAAAAUAAUAAUUUGAUGAUUUUUAUUUGUCUGAUGCGAACAAUCAACCCAAACACCUUGUUAAUUUUAUUUAUAUUUAUUUCUUUUUUGUUUUUGUACGAAUUUGUUUGCAUUUGUCUGGCUAACUUAUUAGUUGCCCCGAAGUAGUCACGAUGUCUAUGUAUUUUAAGCAACGAAUUUUAUUUUAUUAUUUUUAUUGAAUGCGACUUAUAACUGAUGAUGAACGAUGUCGUAAAUUGUACGGAGCAAAGACUGAAACUGUAAAGACAUUGUAUUUCUCUACGGACUCAUUAUAAAUGUAUCUGGCACUCGUCAUCAUACAAAUCUGAUUGAUUUUAUAUUCGAAUUGUGGCUGCGCAAAAUUCGUAUUUAACUGCCACUUACUUUUUGUGAUAUUAGUUCUUAAGGGAAUGAGAAAUGAGUAGACUGAGAAUUUACAUCUUGUUUAAUCAAGAUGAUGAGCGAAACUACUAAUUUUUAAUAGGAAUUGUUUAUAUUUAGCAGAACUAUUUCAUUCAAUAUUGACAAAGGAACCAAAAUUUAAUUGUUUUGACUGCAAAAGUAAAACUGUUUACUUUUAACCAUUGCUUUGAGCAAGCACUUCAGUCAAUUGAAAUUAGUGGACCAAAUACGUACACAUUAUAAUAGUGAGCGAAUAAUUUGAUAGAUAUACAACUAUUUGAAGUUAAA
This is a messenger RNA of Dalotia coriaria, 2980 nucleotides long. RefSeq names its product cleavage and polyadenylation specificity factor subunit 6 (gene Cpsf6). Gene Ontology annotation, molecular function: mRNA binding. Bases 67 to 2079 code for a protein of 670 amino acids. Lineage: Eukaryota; Metazoa; Arthropoda; Insecta; Coleoptera; Staphylinidae. Gene Ontology annotation, cellular component: mRNA cleavage and polyadenylation specificity factor complex. Gene Ontology annotation, biological process: mRNA alternative polyadenylation. The record is from RefSeq and is a predicted model, not a curated record. The transcript has 5 exons.